UAAUUUUUUAAAUAGGCAUUGAAAAGUCCAGGCCGCAAUUAAAAGAUGGGAAACUUACAGUAAAGUGUUUUUCCGGUAAAUUUCCUCCAACUAAUAUUUAAACGAAGACUCCAAUCCAACCUCUUCGCCGUCGGUCACCGUUUCCUUCCUUCCCAAGAAGAUGACCCGCUGCCCUCUUCCACCUCUCCUCCUCCUCCCCGUCUCCUCCUUCGUUCUCCUCCUCUUCCUCCCCCACCUCCCCCCCGCCCAAUCCCAGGUCGUCACCACCAUUGAAGAUAUCUUCUCCCAUAGCUUCCCUAACUUCGACUCUGUCGACAACGGUGCUAAUUUCUCGAUAUUCAACGACGCCGGAAUCAGCCUAGGCGCCCUCCUGCUCACCCCCGAUAGCUUUAUCGGCGCCACCUACAUGCGCAACAAAUCCGGUCGAGUCUUCUACAACAGGCCUUUUAAGCUUUGGCAGAUGGACUCUUCUUCCUCCUCCGGCGCCGAGACCAAGCAGUUCCUGUCCUUCAGCACCUCCUUCAAGAUAAACGUCUUCCGCAGUAUUAAUGGCAACCUGAACACAGGAGAGGGCAUGGCUUUCCUCCUCUCCUCCGACCUCGGCCCGGCGCCACCGGGGAGCCACGGUGCCUUUCUCGGCCUCACCAAUGCUUCCCUCAACGGUAACCCCGGCAACCACUUCGUCGCCAUCGAGUUCGACACCGUCAUGCAGACCGAUUUGGGAGACCCCAACGACAACCACAUCGGCCUCGACAUCAACGGCGUGAACUCCACAAAGACAGCCUCCGAUUUGAAAGUUCAGAUCUCGCCGCCUGGGUUCCCCACCAACCACACCGUCUGGGUCGAUUACGAUGGUAUGGUGCCCUAUUUGCACGUUUAUAUGGCGAUCGACGACGAUCCAAAGCCGGCCUCCGCCGUGCUCGAAGCGCCACUCGAUCUCAAUGAUUUUCUGAAGCAGGAGUUCUACUUCGGGUUUUCUGCCUCGACAGGGACGAACUACGAACUCCACGACGUGCUGUCGUGGAAUUUGACCGCGAAGAUGUCACACGUCGGCCGAAAAGGCUUGGCGGCGUGGAAGAUUGGCGCGAUCGUUGGGGGUGUUUCUGUGUUCGUGAUGGUGCUCGUGGCAGGACUUUGGGUGGGCCUGAAGGUAAGAAAGAGGACGGCGAGGGAUGCGACCUCCAGUUACAGCAGCGCUAUGGUAUUGGUGGCGCUGAAGAGGCUACCGGGGACGCCGAGGGAGUUCGAGUUCAAGGACCUCGAUAAGGCGACCAACAAUUUCGACGAGAAGAUGAAGCUGGGGAAAGGGGGCUUCGGCGAGGUGUACCGGGGCGUGUUGCCUGGGGAGAACAAGCAGGUGGCCGUGAAGCGAUUCUCUCGGGGAGGCACCAGCGCUCCCGACGACUUCCUCAAAGAACUGACCAUCAUCAACCGCCUUCGCCAUAAGAACCUCGUCCCCCUUGUCGGAUGGUGCCACACCAACAGUAUGCUGCUGCUAGUCUACGAGUACAUGCCCAAUGGGAGCCUUGACCACCACCUGUUCGACGGGCCCAACAGCAUGCCGACGACGACUCUGAGCUGGGAGCGGCGAUACAACGUGAUCGCCGGCGUCACCUCUGCCCUCCACUACCUGCACGACGAGUACGAUCAGAAGGUGGUGCACCGCGACCUGAAGGCCUCCAACAUCAUGCUCGACGCCAACUUUAACGCGCGCCUUGGUGACUUCGGCCUCGCGCGUGCCCUCGAAUCCGACAAGACUUCCUACGCCGAGCUGGAGAUGGCUGGCGUCCCCGGCACCAUGGGUUACAUCGCUCCGGAGUGCUUUCUCACCGGCAAGGCCACCCGGGAGUCCGACAUUUUCGGCUUCGGCGCCGUGGUGCUCGAGGUCGUCUGCGGCCGCCGCCCUCGCUGCGACAUCGACGGCUUCCUGUUCCUAUGCGACUGGGUGUGGAAGCUCUUCCGCGAAGGACGCAUCCUGGAGGCCGUCGACGCCCGCCUGGGGGAGGACUACGACCCCGAGGACGCUCGCCGUCUCCUCCUCCUCGCCCUGGCCUGCAGCCACCCGAUUUCGUCGGAGCGGCCGAAGACAGACGUGACGGUGCAAAUCAUCUCCCGCACAAGAGCGCCGCCGUCGGUACCGCACUUCAAGCCUUCAUUCGUGUGGCCGUCCUUCCCUGCCAUGGCGGGGACAUCGAGCUGGUUGACCGCCGUGUCGGCCGUGGCGUCGUCCUACGAAGCGUCCCCCACGCGGCGGACUCCGCAUCUCCUCGAUGGAGACGGACACGUGGCGUCCAAAGACCUCUCCCUUACGUCAUAAUCGUCCGCGUUUUGACGAGGCAGGUGUUGACUGGGCCAACAUACGGUGGUCCUUCCCGCCAUUUCUCUUGUGCAAUUAUCUUUUUUUGAUCUGUAUUCCGAUUUUUCUCGCAUUGGGACCCACAAUGGCCUCCAGUCUUAUUCCUUUUAAAAGCGGAACUCUAUCCUAUUUUUCCAGCAAAAGAUGUUAUUCUUCCA
This is a messenger RNA of Zingiber officinale, 2514 nucleotides long. Its product is annotated as probable L-type lectin-domain containing receptor kinase S.5. Gene Ontology annotation, molecular function: carbohydrate binding; ATP binding; protein kinase activity. The record is from RefSeq and is a predicted model, not a curated record. Gene Ontology annotation, biological process: protein phosphorylation. NCBI's taxonomy places the organism in Eukaryota, Viridiplantae, Streptophyta, Magnoliopsida, Zingiberales, Zingiberaceae. The transcript has 2 exons. Gene Ontology annotation, cellular component: plasma membrane. Bases 161 to 2317 code for a protein of 718 amino acids.